AGGUGUGGUAGAAAUGAGGAAGUUUGCGGACUUCUUUGACUUCAGAUCAUUUCCCCCGGAUUAGACACACGCUGUUGUUGAAUUGUCGCAGUCACUAAGCAGUGCGUGCGCACUUGUUUACGCAGAGCGCCUGCGUCUGCACAGAGCGCGCCGUAGAGAGACAUGGAGGAGUGUUUGAACAGGUCGUGCCCGUGUCUCCGUGCACUAUGGGAACGAAUAUUCAAAAGCGAGAAAAAGAAUGAUGGACUCGAGGGGAAAAGCUCUAACGUGGAUGAGCGCAUAGCGGACAGUGAUCUGGAUUUGGAGGAGCGCUAUAAGACUUUACCGUCGGAGGAGAGCUCAGUUUAUGUGGCAUUAUGGGCUUUCGAAGCUCGCGACAAGGAUGAGCUGUCGUUCAAUACCGGUGAUCGGUUCCGCAUCGUCAGGCGCGAGGGGGAUUGGUGGGUCGCCGCUAAACUGGAUGCGAGCGGGCGCGUGCUCGCCACCGGAGUCGUGCCGCACAAUUUCCUGGAGCGCGCAGAAUCGGUUACGUUGCAACCGUGGUUCUUUGGCAAAAUGAACCGGAUUGAUUGCCUCAGUCACCUCCUGACAGGACAAAACAAAGCUGGAGCUUUCCUGGUGCGAGUCAGUGAGACUGACAAUGUGGGCCAUGUUCUCUCAGUUAAGGUAAAAAACAAAGCAAAGCACUUUAAGAUCUAUCAGUCAGAGAAUGAAUUCUACGUGGAAAAAACCUGUAGCUUCGCCAGUAUCCUGGAUCUUGUACAACACUAUCAGAGUCAUCCUCUGGCCUCUGUGGACAAACUGGGAAAACCCUGCGUCAAGAGAAAACCCAAGCAGCAAGACCUGUCUCGCACCACAGUUGACAUGUGGGAACUUCCCAAAGAAGACUUUACUUUAGAGAACAAGCUGGGCAACGGUUACUUUGCUGACGUUUAUCGGGGCAAGUGGAAGAACCAAACACAAGUGGCCAUCAAAAUUCUCAAGAACAACGAUACUUUAAACCAGAAGACAUUUCACAUGGAGGUUGAGGUUUUGAAACAGUUGCGUCACAACCACCUUAUCUCUCUCUUUGCAAUAUGCACUUCCUCCACACCAUAUUACAUCAUCACCGAGUACAUGGAGAAGGGAAACCUGCUGGAUUUACUCCGCAGUCCAGAGGGCAAUGCUUUAGACCUGGAAAUCUUGACUAACAUGGCAUACCAGGUGGCUGAUGGGAUGACUUACCUGGAGGAUCAUAACAGUAUUCACAGAGACCUGGCAGCUCGCAACGUGCUUGUUGGUGAAGGAUACGUGUGCAAGGUGGCUGACUUCGGUUUAGCACGAAUUAUCAAGGAGCCGUUCUACAUGUCUAAUGAUCUAAAAAUCCCAUUCAAAUGGACAGCACUUGAAGCCCUCGAGCUUGGGAUUUUCUCUAAUAAAUCUGAUGUCUGGUCUUUUGGUAUUCUCUUGUAUGAGAUUUAUUCAUAUGGCGCAAUUCCGUAUUCAGGUAUCAAUAAUAAAGGUGUACUUAAAGAGAUCAAAAGUGGCUACAGAUUGCCUGCUCCUCCCAAAUGUCCUUCCUUCAUCUAUGAGAUUAUGCAGUCCUGUUGGAGCGAGCAGCCAGAGGAUCGGCCAGCUUUUAAGUGGCUUAAAUCUGAACUUAAUGAGUGCAUUAACCGGGUCACUUAACUCUAUGAAUCCUGUGUGUAUAUAGUGUACUUUUUUUUUUCAGAGAAAUGUACAGUGUGCGAUAUGUUUUUGACAUUGUAAAGUUGCUAUGUAAAAUUUGUUUAAUCUCUUAUGGAAUAAGACAGUGAACAUAUAAAAUCCCUAAGUAUAUUCAUUUUAUACAGUGUGUUAUUUGUAAUUCUAUUAAGUGUAUUCAUUGUUAUAAAGACGUCAUGUAAUGGUGACAAGUACAUAAAGAUCUGCUGUAAUGAACCUUUAAUGUCAUUUAACAAGCACAAUGCACCAUAAUCACAGUCUGCUUUAAGAUAUGUCAUUAUUGUCAUGCACUGAGAUUGUACAUGAUAACGAGGACAGAUUUUAAUGAAAGCCUAUUUCAUAAGAUUUGUAAUAGCGUAUUUCAUUACAUUAAUUUUUUAAUUAGAAUUGUUGACUAAAAUACAGAUAUUUCCUGCACUGUGACAAGUCUUUGACUCCAAUCUAGCACUCAAUCAGAGCAAAAUCCAUUAAAACCCAGGCUAAAGUCAGUCAUGAAAAGACAAAGCACAUGAUGUAUGUCUUCAUGUAUGUUUCAAUCAGAACAGUCCUUCUGAAACAUUAGCAGUGUUUAUAUAAUACAGCUUUUUAUAAAAGAAAAAAAACUUUUAUUGAAAGGUCAGAUUAUUUCUGUCAGCUCAUCUCAGCUGAUUGAUUAAUCCAGUUUCUGAACUAUGUAGAUGUAUGUGUUAGAACAGGGAAACGCUAGAAUCUGUAGGAAACACUCCAUGAGCAGGAUUGGGAAAAUGUGAUUUCAAAUUCAGGUUAGAAUUUUAUUUGUCAGAUAUACUAGCAUAUAAUGUACAAUAAAACAUGUAGUGAAAUGCUUUUUGACUGGCUGCAUCAUAAAAAAUAAAACCGAUAAGAAUAAAGGAGAAGAAAUAAAAUACAAAAUAAAUAUACUAAGAAGAGAAUUCCAAUAAAAUGACAGUAAAAAUAGGAAUUACACUAUACAGGAAGAAAAGGUAUGGUGGUAGAACAGUGUGACUAUGUGACUAUUUGAAAUAUGUGCAGAUGUGCCCAUGUGAGCAGUUAUGGUACAAAAAGUGUGUAAUAUACUGUAUGUAGUGAAAAUAUAUGCAAUGAAAAUAAUGUCCAGUAGAGGUAGUAAAAGUCCAGAAAAGGUUAAAGAUUUAAGCAAAUGAAGCUUAUGCUUCUUCCAUAGAUACAUUCCGUAGUACAUUCUGCAUUAAGGUGCUUAAUGAAGUCUUUAGUUUGCACUGCAAACAGUCUUUGUGCACUGUUUUAUUACAAUCAUUACUCAUUAUCUUCUGCUCUGUUUACAGUAGGUGUUAAGAUUGUUAUUGCCGAAGGGCUACAGACUACAUUUCCACUAGAGAGGCCGUUGCCAAUUUAAGUUCCUUUAAGCUAUUCCUUGCAUUUCAGACGUACAUUUUUAACAGAUUUCUGCAACAGAAUGAAAACAAUAAAAAUCGACAAUUA
Messenger RNA from Tachysurus vachellii, 3144 nucleotides. RefSeq names its product PTK6 protein tyrosine kinase 6b (gene ptk6b). The coding region runs from base 163 to 1668 and encodes 501 amino acids. Lineage: Eukaryota; Metazoa; Chordata; Actinopteri; Siluriformes; Bagridae. Gene Ontology annotation, molecular function: ATP binding; signaling receptor binding; non-membrane spanning protein tyrosine kinase activity. The record is from RefSeq and is a predicted model, not a curated record. Gene Ontology annotation, biological process: protein phosphorylation; innate immune response; cell differentiation. Gene Ontology annotation, cellular component: extrinsic component of cytoplasmic side of plasma membrane. The transcript is spliced from 8 exons.